Maniola jurtina (meadow brown) is the source of this 1999-nucleotide messenger RNA. RefSeq names its product hemicentin-2-like. Gene Ontology annotation, biological process: synapse organization. The coding region runs from base 193 to 1071 and encodes 292 amino acids. The record is from RefSeq and is a predicted model, not a curated record. Gene Ontology annotation, cellular component: neuron projection membrane. The transcript is spliced from 8 exons. NCBI's taxonomy places the organism in Eukaryota, Metazoa, Arthropoda, Insecta, Lepidoptera, Nymphalidae.
ACCGCGAACCCGCUACGCCGCGAUCACGCUCGUUUCAUACAAAAACGGGAGAAAAUCAUCGGUGAUUGUGAUUAUUUCGAUUUGUGAAUAAUUUUGAGUGCGCGACGAAUUUUUUCUGUGAUCGUAAUUAACACCAUGUGCAGUGGCAGUGUACGGAAGGAUUUCGAUCGGCCCGUUUGAUGGUGCGCAAAAAUGAUGAAAUGGCGAGUGGCUGGCGGGAUGGGCAUACCGUUCGCCGCUGCUGUGUUCUGCAUGCUGCCCCUCUUCACAUCGUCCAAUGGAGACAUACGGCAUCACGGGACGUCGCGAGCGCGCGGUUGGCGAGGCAAUGCCCCGCCCGCCGACGUGACAGCCAACAACUCCGUCAGCAACGUGACAGCGCAGCUCGGCGGGACGGCUUACUUGCACUGUCUCGUCGGACACUUGAGCGAAAGAGGCCAAGUGUCGUGGAUUAGGAAGCGGGAUUGGCACAUCCUGAGCUCGGGGAAGUUCACUUACACGAACGAUGAAAGGUUUCAGGUACUCCAUGGGGAGGGUUCGGAGGACUGGACUCUGCAAAUCAAGUUCGUUCAGAAGAGAGACAACGGUACCUACGAAUGUCAGGUCUCAACUCGAACAGGCAUUGUGUCACACUACGUGAGGCUGCAGAUAGUGGUGCCCGAGGCAUUCAUCCUCGGCUCUGGGGAACAUCACGUCGACCUGGGCAGCGUCAUUCACCUCAUCUGCAUCGUUGAGAAGAGCCCAACGCCGCCACAGUACGUGUUCUGGUACCACAACGACCGCAUGAUUAACUACGAUGCGACGCGAGGCGGCAUCACGGUGGAGACGGAGCCGGGGGCUAGGACGCAGUCUAGGCUCACAGUUCGCGGAGCCACGCUCAAAGACUCGGGAAAUUAUACGUGCAGUGCUAGCAACACUGAGCCGGCGUCUAUACACGUCUUCGUGUCUGAAGGCAGUAACAAAAUGGCAGCGAUCCUCCGUCGCAACACUAGCGCCAUCCACGGCAUAACCUCAAGCAUCACUUGCCUGCUCCUCUUCUCUUCCGUGAUGAUACACUUCGGCCUGCGAUGACGUUAGACGAAUAGAAGCUCUAUCACUCAUAGAAUACGAUUUAUUUUUAAACAUUUCAAUACCAUACGUAAAUGUAAGUAGGAUAUGCGGCUCAUAUAAAUCUAUGGACUGGUCAUGAAAACUUGUAUAGCGUGGUUGAAAUCCGUACAGCGACAUCUAUACUCUAUCCACGGAAAGAAGUUAGGCUAGCACUUUCUCUAAUCCCAUACAAAUGAGAGAGCCAAAAAUUUCAGGGGGUGUUAACUGUUAACCAUUUUGAGUCACCAACCAAUCACAAGCAUGUUUUCAAAAAACAUUCCACAUUCAAUUCGAAAAUGAUUUCAAAAAACAUUAGAAGUUAAAUUCAAAAAUAUGGUUUCGCCUGUGAUUGUUUGGUGUCUCAAAAUGCUUAAUGCCAUUGAGAUUUUUGGCUAUCAUUUGUAUGUGCGUUACUAACUUCUUUCCGUGGAUAGAGACAGUUCUAAAAUCGAAUUUGCUGUACGUUUCAAGUCAUAGCCCAUAUUUUUAUCUGUAGCUAAGCCAAAUGCGGCACGGAUAAGGAAAUAAUUAUUUCGUAAUUGUUUUGGAUCGUUAGUCUAUGCUCUAUAUUUUUAUUUUAUCGAUUUUUACAUUUACUUAUUUUUUUGGAUAUUAAAAAUAAUUGUAGGAACUUUAUAGUUAAUUUUCAUUUUUUUCCAAAAAAUAAACUUCGGUAUUAUUGGCUAAAUUGUUAAAAAAUUAAAAUGUAUUAUAAUUACUUAAAUAUCUAUGUAGUUAAAAGCACUUAAAGUAUUCGAAUUUAUAUUAUAGAAAAUAAAAUAAAAUAAAAAAAUAGAAGUAAUCUAAGUUGAAGUUUUACCAGUUACAAAACCUCUAAAAUUAACACCAAAGGUACCUAUAUUAAUUUCUUAUUGAACCAUCUUGGUAGAUCUUAAUCAUCAAAAAUUGG